AUGAUUCCAUGGGUUACAAUUUUCAUCUCUUUGUAUGGACUUACCGAAGGGCAAGAGUUUCCGUCUAAGCACCAGAUCGUGAAGGAAUGCUGUGAGGACGGACGUGAUUAUGGUCUUCGCUGGCGCCACUGCGUUCAUCUUCCCAAAAUAGCCAGUUCCAGCGCAUGCAGCAUUGCUCAGGAGCAGUGCUGUAUUGCAGCAGUGCAAGAUGUGGCCUGUGUCAACGGCAUCACCCAGGCUAAAGAGAUGGGAGUGUGUGAGGUCCUGUCCUAUGGAGAUUACUACUCUAACAGGACUGCAGAGGUGGAGAGUCUGCACUGUGAGCUGAAUAUCUCUGUUACCAACCUGUGCCAGGAUGUAGCCAACUCAUGUUUUGGUGGUACAGCACCAACUGUAAAUGGAGGAGAUGCAGAUAAAACCAAAUUGUGUGCAGCGAUGAGAUGCUCACAGGUCUGUUUAAAUAGUGGAACUUGUGCCUGCCAUGAGGGCUACAGACUCCAGACUGAUGGACGUAGCUGUGAAGAUAUCAACGAGUGUUCGGUUGGAGGCCAUGACUGCCCAGAGGGGGAGCUGUGCAUUAACACAGAGGGUUCAUUCCACUGUCAGAGACAGGCUAACUGUGACAGAGGCUACAAGAUCACUGAUACCAAUGAAUGCCAAGAUAUUGAUGAGUGCAGUUUAGGAACCCAUGACUGUGGCUCUGAGCUGAGGUGUCAGAACACACCAGGCUCAUUCCAGUGCCAGUGUGCUUCCACCCUACCUCAAAUCUCUCUCUCUUUAUUUUGCACAUCCUCAGAUGUAAAUGAGUGUGCGAGUGAGAGCCGCCCUUGUUUGUCAGGCGAGUCCUGCAUCAACACAGUGGGCUCCUACAUCUGCCUGAAGACCGGAGUCAGCUGUCGACAAGGUUUCCAGCUGAGCAAUGACAGCGACCACUGCAUCGACAUAAAUGAGUGUGAGGAAUCCAAGGGAAUCUGUGAAGGUCAUGGCUGUGUAAACCUGCCAGGCUCUUUCCGCUGUGAGUGUCGCCCUGGUUUCUUCUAUGACAGCCGCUCAAGGGUGUGUCGAGAUUUUGAUGAGUGUAGAGCUUACUCGAGUCAGCUAUGUGCACACAAAUGUGAAAACCUGCCUGGGUCAUAUAAGUGCCGCUGCCACUCUGGUUUCAGGCUAGCGAAUGAUGGCAGGAACUGUAAAGAUGUUGAUGAGUGUGCACUGUCAGCUAUUAGGCAGCUGUGCUCUUAUCAGUGUUUGAACACACCUGGAAGUUUCAAAUGCACGUGUCCAGCAACAGGCUACAUCCUUGCCCCUGACAGACUCACUUGCCAGGAUGUUGAUGAGUGUGUGAGUGGGACACACACCUGUGCUGUAGGACAGAGCUGUUUCAACAUACAAGGCAGCUUUCGCUGUCUGUCAUUUGAGUGCCCGCGCAACUUUCAUCGUGCUGCAGAACAUCGUUGUGAGCGCAUGCCUUGUGAGAGGGCUAGUGAUUGCUUGUCCCAGCCGUUGCAGAUAUCUUUCUACAACCUCACUUUUCCCGCCAGUAUCCCCAUACCUGCUGAUAUCUUACGCAUGGGACCUUCCAGCUCUGUCCCUGGUGAUGUUGUCAAUCUAUCCAUCGCUGCUGGGAAUGAUGAGGGCUUCUUCAGUGUUCAUAGGCUUUCCCAUGGGGGCGUGAUUGUACUUCGCAAGCCUCUUACCAAAGCCCAUGAUUUCCUUCUAACAGUAGAGAUGAGGCUGAUGCGCUACAGCACAGUUAGCUUGUUUGUGGCUAAGAUCGCUGUGUUUGUCACCAACGAGAAGCUGAUCUCAGCCAACAGUAGGAUACCACACUAA
This is a messenger RNA of Chanos chanos (milkfish), 1830 nucleotides long. RefSeq names its product fibulin-1-like. The transcript has 14 exons. The record is from RefSeq and is a predicted model, not a curated record. NCBI's taxonomy places the organism in Eukaryota, Metazoa, Chordata, Actinopteri, Gonorynchiformes, Chanidae. Gene Ontology annotation, molecular function: calcium ion binding. The coding region runs from base 1 to 1830 and encodes 609 amino acids.